UUUAUAUACGUUUUUCAAAAAUACAAGGUGACUCCGUAAUUUAUGCUGCAAAUGGGACCAAAGAGAUUCUAUGGCUCAAAAUAAAACGAAUAUAAAAAGUAAAAUUGCGUUAGAAAUUUUUUUUCGAAUCAAGUUCAAAAAUUUGCGAAGUACACCUACAUUUUCUUAAUUCAUGGCUAGACAGAAGUAAAUAAUCGAUAAGAGGUUAUUCUACAUGCGAAAUUAAGUUGAGAAUGUAGAAUACAAUUUUUCGAGCCUCUGAAGCCUCAUUUUCGAAAAAAUCGAAUUUGAAAAUUUGUUUAGUACGCGUGUACUCGGUUAAUUUUUUACUAUUACAUACAUUCACGUAUACAUGAAUGAGUAUGUAAAUUGAAUGGAUCACACAUGACGAAAUAGAAUUGAAUUUAAAGAAAAAAAUGAAUAAUAAAGAAAGUUCAUUUCACUUUGCAUAACAGUUUUUUAUUUUUAUUACCGGCAUAUAAAAGUGGAAAGAAAACGCUAUAAAAUUACUUGGGAGGCAUACAGGGUUUUAACAUCAAUAGAAUUUUUGUUGUACGAAAAUAGGAUUCCAUACGAAGAAAGAAAGUGUUUCGUUAUGAAAUUUCUAGUAGAAUGUGCAUUUGUAUACCGGAAGUGUAUGGAUCGAUGAAUAUAGGUACAAACAAUGAUGUAAAUGAAAGAAAAGUGGAGGGAGUGAAAGGAUAGAAGUAAAAGAAAAAGAAUAAUGAGAUUGCCAAAACAUUUUAUAGUUGUUCGUGUAUUUAGAUGUAUGAGAUAAAUACUAGUACAUAUUUCAAUGGUAAUAACAAAGAUAGGAUGCUAUAUACACAAGUAAAAAAAUUUUGAAAAAUUCUGUUUUAAAGUUUAGUGAUGCAGUAAGUAAUAGAGUGUGAGAGAAAGAGGUGCAAAAGCGCAGAAAGAACGCCGUCACGAACCGCAAGCGUAAACGGUCGAAAACCGAUUUAAAAUAGAAAUUGAUUAUAGAUCCUCUAUAGAUGAUUAGUUAGAGUCAAUCGAGUGAUAGAAUAAAAAAAUCAUUCAACUUUCAUAUUUUCACUUAUUCUUUGAAAGAAUUGAAAGAAACUGAUGGAAUUUAGGGAAAGAUGAUUCGGGAGUUUUUUUGGAUCGUGAAAGUGUUAGGUGAACGAUAGUCUUUGAUUGACAAAUUAGAAAGAUAAAUUGAAACUUGUAUGAAUUGAUGAAAAGAAAAUCUAAGAAUGCACCAAAACAGAAAAAAGAAAAAGCGAGUGAAUUACGGUGUAAGGGCAGUCGAGGUAUUGCGUGGAAUGAAGGGAUUUGGCUUUACGAUCUCGGGACAACAACCUUGCAUAUUGAGCUGCAUCGUUCCAGGAAGUCCAGCGGAUAUCGCUGGAUUACGAGCCGGCGAUUAUUUAGUAUCUGUUAAUGGCCACAAUGUUAGUAAACUGCCCCAUGACGAUGUUGUGCAAUUAAUUGGUCGUUCAAAGGGUAUUUUAAAGUUGCAAAUAGCUGAAAAUUAUUAUUCUGAUUCCUCUGAUGAAGAAGGAGUAACAGCAGUACGCUGCAAGCCCAAAUAUAUUCAUAAACCUCGUGCAAGUAAUAUGGGAGCGCUACAAUUACAAUGUAGAGUUGCCAAAGUUGUACGAGAUUUACAAAGUGGUGCUAUGUUUGAUGUAGCAGGAAAAACACCACCUGAAUUGCAAAGCCAUGGAACUUACUGUAAUUUACAUUAUCACUGGGAUAUGUCUAGUCCUCUUCCACCACCACCACCGCCAGCAUCUCAUAAAAGAGAUUCUGAGAAAAUAGUGCAUAGAACAGUUGUUGGUUACCUCGGAACUAUAGACAUUCCAAAUCAAUUGCAUCCGUCUUGUAUGAUGCAGGUAUUAAGAAAAUGCAUCAAACGGUUGAAAGCUGAGAAAAGAAAUCCAACCACAGUAUUGUUAACAAUACAUGUAGCAAAUAUAAAACUCACCAAUUCAGAAAAUCGUGUUAUAGCAGAAUAUCCAUCCUAUAGGAUAAUAUUUUGUAAUUCCUUUUCUGAACAAGAUAAACAAUAUUUUGGGAUAUUAACUAAAUCUGUUAAAGAUAAAGAAAAUAUUGUUUCCAAUUCCUGCCAUGUUUUUACAAUAUACUAUAAAUUAAUUGAUCAUAUAGUACAUUCUAGCGUGUGCAAUAUAUUUGGUUUUACAUGCACCAAAACUUCUGAAUUAAAUGUAUGUCAGGAAUUUCCAGACAGUUGCAAUGGUCUGAUUGGUGCUAUACAAACUUUGUACAUAUCAGAUUCAACAGCUACUGACACAAAUCCAUAUAAUGAAAUGAGGAGACAUCAAGAAACUGCUUCUCCGCAACCAAGCAAUAUAAGUACAUCAACAGCUCAUUCGAGUAAUAGUGAUUCUGGAAUUGGCUAUAAGGAUGAUUGUACAAGUCGAUCAGAUAAAAAUAUUGUACAAAAUAUUCCCCGAAGAAGAUGUCCAACUUUGGAAUAUAGGGAUGCGUGUGAAUAUUCGUCAAGAUCAUACGGUAACGAAGCUGUAGAUUUGAGACUAACGGUACGAGCUGUAUCGAAAACAUGUUGGAACGAAACAAAUAAAUUGUGCAAAGAUAGUCUGGAAUUGCCUCGUGAAAGUGUGAUGUUUAAUGAUUUUUGCAAUGGCAUAAGUACGUGUUCGGAAGUGAUAGAAAAUUCCGACAUGAAUUCCGACAUACAAAAGGGAACGAAGAGGGGGGACUUGCCCACCUGUCCAUUGCCAUCUGCUUCAACAGUUAAGCAGGGGUUGCUUAGUUCGUCCGUUGGCUCUCUUGUGUCCGUUUGCACCACCGCAAUGCUGCACGGUUUAAAAGAUCCUGUUGAGACGCCCGGUGAUGCCGCAAUUAAGUCGCAAUCGCAAUUGUUGGGACUUACGAGACUAGCAGAAUCAAAAGAAAUCGACGUACCAGACAAGUUUAGCCCGAAAGUUUUUUCUGGUAUUUCCAAAUCUUUAGUGCAUAGUUUUGAAGACCUUAAUACAAGCAUGGAUUACGUUCGACCACUGUGCCAAACUUAUUCAGAUAAAUCGGAUAAUUCACGUCCUUGGGGAAGCUUGCAAGAAAUUAGAAACGUUGGGACCUGUACGCAGAAUAUCUGUCUGCACGGUAGUACACAAUUAUGCGAUAAGAAUACCGAUUGUAAAAACAUACAUGCAUGGGCCAAUGGUUUCGAAAAAUUACUAGAAGAUCCAAAAGGUUUACAAACAUUUGCGGAAUUUCUAAAAAAAGAAUUUAGCCAUGAAAAUAUCUACUUUUGGGCUGCUUGUGAGAGAUACAAAGAUACUAAAGAUGUUACUACAAGACGUAAGUUGGCAAAUCAAAUUUACCAACGUCAUUUGUCCACUACAGCAGCUGAACCUGUAAACGUUGAUAGCCAUGCAACUGGCCAAAUAACGCAAGAACUUCUUAGUGAAGCACCUGCUGACCUUUUCUUACAGUUUGUAUUUUAUUUUCAGGCUCAAAAACAGGUUUUUAAUCUAAUGAAGUUUGAUAGUUAUCCAAGAUUUUUAAGAUCUGAUUUAUAUCGUCGUUGUGUAGAAACAGGAAAUUCCAUAACUGGAGUAGAAGAUUGUGAUUUAAAUCUUACCAGUUCUCCUAGUGUAAAGCUAAAGAAGAGUCACUCAGAUGCAGAAGAUCGAUGUAGAAAAUCUAUUCUUCCAUGGAAUAGAAAAAACAGAUCUAAAUCAAAAGAUCGUGGGGAAUCUGAAUAUAAUAAAGGCCCUAAUAGAAAUGAGACCAUAUAUAAGAGCUUUACAACUAUGAAAAGAGAAGCAGAAGGUAAUAACAACGACGACAGUAUUUCUAUAUCUAGCAGCAGGUCUUCAUUAGCAUCAUGGGAUUUGGCAUUAAGACAAUCAUUCCACAAACAUUCUUUAUCGUCCUACGAAGGACAGUCGAAUGAAACGAAAGAAGUUCGUGCCAAAUGUACCGGGUUAUGUCGGGUAAUAUUACCCGAUGGAUCGACUACGGUUGUGCCAACUAGCCAAAUGGAGAGUAUUAAAGAUGUGGUUACACGCCUCCUUGAUAAAAGAGCUCUUCGAUAUUCUAACUAUGACGUUCUAAUCCUUGCCACAGAUGAGACUAUAGAUACAAAAUAUCCAUCAUCGGUACUGGCUGGUCAAGAAGUGGAAGUUGUACCAACGAAAAUAUUGAAAGUCGAUCUACCUUCCCGUCGAGUGAUAACUGUGAUUGCACAUAAAGGCAGAACUCUUAAAGAUGUACUAAGGCCACUUCUAAAUAAGUAUGGUUUUAAUUUAGAAACUAUUACUGUAUGGAGUGAGAACCACCGUGUUUGUACGGAUGUACAGGCUAUUGAUGCUCCUGCAAGGCUAAUUUUGACCAACAUAAAGGAUCAAGAUCCACAGAAAGAAUUGAACACAGUUAAGUACACUCAUGAUGGAUCAAAUUCUCAAUCCACUCUAGACGAAAUCACAAAUAGAGUAUUUGAAGAGCUUUUGGUGGGCAAAGGCGCGAGUAAAUAUCAUUAUAAUGAUGGUUCAUGCAAGUCCGACGAUCAACGUUCUGAGGGUUCCUCUAUCUUGCCGAGUAAAUUUUUUCUUCGAGAUUCUACAAUGCAUGGAAAAAAGAAGGGAGGGAAGCCUAAAUGUAAUAUGAACGAAAAAAGCAAUGCGAACGACUAUGUCUCCGAAGAAACUGCCAAAUCUCAUCCUCCUUUAAUAGCAAAAUGGCGGAACGGGGUAAAACUGCAAUUACCGGGAAAAUUCGACGGUGAAGAUUUAUACGAAGGUUUAAAACGGGCACAAAGAUCUAGAUUAGAAGAUCAGAGAGGCACAGAGAUCAAUUUUGAAUUGCCAGACUUUUUAAAGAACAAGGAAAAUGGUAAGCCGACGGAUCGCAACAAAGUUCGAAGACCUAGGAUAAUAUCUACCAAUUGCGAAGCAAAUGCCAAGUUUUACAGUUCGAUUCACGAACGGCAAAACUGUGGCGGACAUGAUCAAAAUACGACAACAACAGCAACACCUAUAACAACAACAUCAACCGCAACGACGACGUUGGCUUCAGCAAAGAAUGGAGAUCUUGAUAAACGAUUCCAUGUAUUGGCUACUGGAAAGGAAUUGCAGAGUAAGUCAUCAGAUAGUUCGUUCAUAUUAGAUACAACUUUGACGGACGGAGAUCGGACCGUUGUAGAGAAUGGAUCUUGCUCCCGAAGUACUGCUUUGGAUUCUUUCGAUACUCAAGUCAACUCGUUAAGUGUAAUGAAAUCAUCGAAACCUCCACCCCUUCCGCCGAAGCCAAAAAAUCUUGUAACAUGCGCAACAAAAAGUGGGUAUAUCAUGUCUUCGAAACCUUUACCAAAGUCAAAUUGUGCCGUUUCUUUAAGUCCAACCGAAUUUACUCGAAAAAAUAUUUUAUAACGUAUUGCAUUAGGGAAACGAUAUUCACAUAUUUUUGUAUCUAGAAUACAUAAAAUAUACAACAAAACGAGCGAAAGUGCUUUCUAAUCAAUUUUAUAUGUAUCAUAUGCAUUGCUACAUAUUUGAAGCAAAAUGGUAAUAAGGCGAAAAAGUUUGUAUUUGUAGUAUUAUUCAGAACUUAUUACCAUUACGAUUACGAUCUUGUAUCGUACCACUUCGCCUCGAUCGGUGGUAAGGUGCCCGAUCCUCAAAGAUGCCUUUAUUCUAACGAUAACGAUUUACAACGUAUUUUUAAUCAUAAAAAAAAUUGUAGUCUAAACUUAUUUAUGAUGUUUUUACAGUACAGCUGUUACUCUCCUGGUUAUACAGGACAUAUAUUUUAUUAUUGUAAUUUAUAGCGAAUGAAUAUUGUUAUACGUAAACGAUGGAAAAAAUGUUUGAGAUUUUAUGCACAUUAAAUAAAUUAUAUAAACUUUGUUUUAUAGAA
Bombus pyrosoma is the source of this 5868-nucleotide messenger RNA. RefSeq names its product regulator of G-protein signaling loco (gene loco). The record is from RefSeq and is a predicted model, not a curated record. Gene Ontology annotation, molecular function: protein binding; GTPase activator activity. The transcript has 14 exons. The coding region runs from base 1218 to 5381 and encodes 1387 amino acids. Gene Ontology annotation, biological process: signal transduction. Lineage: Eukaryota; Metazoa; Arthropoda; Insecta; Hymenoptera; Apidae.